GAGGAGGAGUUAUGUCUCAGCUUUGUCUGUACUGGGGAUGUUGAUACCAGAGUGCAAUUUAAUAAUUAACAUGAUUGAAAGGCGGGGUUUUAUCAAACAAUAAUAUAAAAAAAGAAUCAGCGAAUGUUUUCAAAUGCACGAGCUCUGCAAGACAGAAAUGUAAUAACACCUAUCUGUUCUUCAAUGAGACGGCACAGACAGAGCUGCAUUUCUCCAUUUUUGCACACUAUCCAUGCUCCAGUUUUCAUAUUGACGGAUUUAGUAGUAGUACGGAACUAUCGUAACAGUGGCGACAACUCUGUAUUCUCAGCUCAUGUGUGUAAAAAGUUGCUUAUGGUUAUCCACUGAUUAUUAUUUUUUUCUUAACAUUUUAUUUUGCAACUUAAGACAACGUCGCGGAUUCACGAGCAUAUGAAGCAUGAGUACUGGUGAGAGUGACAGCAAUGCACCGGGAAGUGUGGCAGACCCCAGUAACGCUAACGAAAGUGAAAAUAAAAAGAUGGACAAAAGUAGAGUAGGAGAAGCCGAGCCACCUGAGACGCAAAAUAAAGAUGAGAACGAACACGUUGACGGCGGACGGCAACAACAACAACAACACCGAGGCGAUGUGGAGCGGCCUGAGAUUAUACAGGGUCAGCAACUUGACACAGAAAAAUAUAAUGUCCAGGGGACGGGGGGAAAUAAAAAAGACGUAUCCACGAUAGGGGGAAUGACUGCGCAGCUAAUUGAGACAAGUUCCCCUGAAAUAAUCUCAACCGCCACACUCUCGGAACACGAACCUCCACCUGGAGGACCCAUGGCUCGGUUCGAGCCACCGGAGGGAGGGUUCGGCUGGCUCGUUGUCUUCGCUGCAACGUGGUGCAAUGGGUCGAUAUUUGGCAUACAAAACUCUUUCGGCAUUUUGCAUGUGAUGCUAGUGGAAGACAUUCAAAACCCAAACGACAAGACCCUGCAGUUUAAAGCAGCCUGGGUGGGUGCUCUGGCCAUGGGGAUGAUCUUCUUCUGCUCUCCCAUCGUCAGCAUGUUCACAGACCACUUUGGCUGCAGGAAGACCGCCGUGGGCGGGGCGUUCGUGGCUUUCAUCGGGCUUCUCACCACCUCCGUCACAAAUUCUCUGGGAAUGCGCUACUUCACCUACGGGAUCCUGUUUGGCUGUGGCUCCUCCUUCGCUUUCCAGCCCACUCUGGUCAUCCUGGGACAUUACUUCCGCAGGCGACUGGGGCUGGCCAACGGCAUGGUGACGGCCGGCAGCAGCGUUUUCUCCAUGGCCCUGCCGCUGCUGCUGAAGGUGGUGGGGCCGCUGGGUCUCAGCUACACCUUCCAGAUCCUCAGCGCCUUCAUGCUGGUCCAGGCCUUCCUAGCGUUGACCUUCCAGCCCCUGCUUCCCACCGCACACAGCUCACCCCACGCUGAGGGAGAAGGGGGGAGUAGGUGGCAGAGGGGCCUGCCACAAAUGCGCAAGUUCUUUAACCUGAGGGUUUUCCGCGUGACCACAUACAGAGUGUGGGCGUUCGGAGUGGCCACAGCGGUACUGGGAUAUUUUGUGCCAUACAUUCAUUUGGUGAACUACGUGAAGGAAGAAUUUAAAGAAACUGAGAAAGAAUGGAUUCUCUUGGUCUGCAUCGGGGCAUCGUCAGGGGUUGGCCGUUUGGUUUUUGGGAAAAUAGGAGACCUCAUACCGGGAGUGAAGAAGAUUUACAUGCAGGUGGCCUCGUUCCUGCUGCUGGGACUCAUGUCCAUGAUGAUCCCGCAGUGCUGUGUGUUUGAGGGCGUCGUCGUGGUCUGCAUCUUCCUGGGGCUGUGUGACGGCUGCUUUAUCACCAUCAUGGCCCCCAUCGCCUUCGAGCUGGUCGGGCCCAUGCAGGCCUCCCAGGCCAUCGGCUACCUGCUGGGGCUCAUGGCAAUCCCCAUGAUAGCCGGGCCGCCCAUAGCAGGGAUUCUUCAUGGUUAUUUUGGCAACUACUACGUAGCUUUUUACCUGGCUGGUGUGCCCCCAAUUAUUGGUGGCACGGUUCUGUUCUUCGUCCCUCUUAUCCAUCGUUGGAACCAGCGCUGCCAGCAGCAGGAGGAUCACUGCAACGAUAAGAUGCUUCCUUCAGAGAACAACGCUGUGAACGGGGAUCUCCUGCCGGGAUUCACAGAUGUCGAGACACACGUCUAGAGGUUUGCGACAAACGAAGGUACCCUUUUAAAAACAGAAUGGCAAAUGGGACAGCACACCAGAACAUGGGCCAGUUCAUUCAACCCCCCUUUGUUUCGGAUUCGGUGAAACUGCUGCUACCUCUUUCUAAACUCUGCACACAGGUUCCAACAUUUCCUUUGUGGUUGUUGUUUUUUCCUAUUGUUCCCCAGCAGUGCCUGUGCUUUUACACCUCUAAGUUUACAAGGCUGCCCCUGUAUUUCUCAUAACCAGUUUUACACUAUUACUCUUCACCCCAAUGGAAUUCUCGAGGGCAGCACGAAGUAGACCUGCAUUGUUUUAAAAUCGUUUUAAAAGAAUUGUGUCCUGGUUGCAACACCCACUUCAACCACUGGGGGCUCCAGGGUAAAAUGAGUCCUGUAAUCUCCUAAUUCACAUGACUUCACCUUAUUCUGAAUAUAUAGGGGGCACGAAAUGGAGUAGAGCAAAUUUGAACACCAAGCUAAUGGAUUUCAUAAAGGGUCAGAAAUCUUUUCCCCCCAAUAACGAGAACAGGAAAAUGUUGCAGAUUUUUUUUACACCAUUUGGUCUAAUUCACUUGUCCUGUCUAACCAAAAGGUGUUAUGGGUAGUUACAAAGUUACACAGGGACUAAACAGCAAAAGUAUAUGUUACAGAGCACAGAAACAUGACACAUCCUCUUAUGGGUUUGUUAUACAAGAGCGUUUGCAGUUAUGCUGCAAUUCAUUGUUUCCAGCAUCCUGCUCAGAAUACAUGAUGUAAUUGAAGCACAUGGAAAUCCCAAUGAACAGUAUGGAUGUAAACCUGUAAUUGAUGGGAAACAGCACCCCUUACGGGUCACAGUAGAAACUGUCACAAUGUGGAGUGCAUCAUGUGGCAACUCCACUGUACCUACCAUAUUUCAGAGCUCUGUGAAUAAUACCUCCCCAAUUGGCUUUCUAAUCCCCCUGCAGACGAAUGCAUGUAAUCAGUUAUAUUGUAAAGAGGCAUUAUUUUGUAAGUCAUGUGAAAGACGAUAUUGGUUGCCCACCAGUUUUGUUUUGCCUUGACUCCUGCCAUUGACUUCUGUUUUGGAAAGGAUUCUAUCCACCAGCACUAUGGUCAUACAGCAUUGUGUUUUGCACAGGGAAAGCAGAGCAGGAUAAAGUUUCUCUGUUUAAAUUGAAAAGGCACCGCUGCCAAGUAUGGACUCAGGAAUGCUGAACAGUAAGCAAGGAGUGUUUUUUUUUUUUUGUCUUUUUAAAAAGAGUUUGAACACGGGACAUGAUAUGAUUGGGAUUCAAGGUCUUGCAAGAAAACUAUUCACGACCAACGGCUGCUAUUAAUGUAGCAUUGUGUGCAUGCAGCACACCUAAUGAGACAGAAAGCCAGGAGAGUUUGCAGGCAUGUGUGAAUGGCAAUGUUCUGCUUGAAUAAUGCCUGUCUUCACCCUAGAAGGGAAUCUCACUGGAUUACUGUGCAGAUCAUCUACGGGUGGCUCUCUUCUAUAAACGGCUGUAAUUCUGUAAUGCACCUUUUUCCAUUUCUCAACUAAAGCUAAUAUCCUGCAGGUGAUACUUUUAUGUUACAAGGGUGUAUCCAUCAAUCUAAACUAUAUUACCAACAGUGAGUAAACAGUGGCCUGUUGUAUUCUCAAUACUAGUAGAAUUGACCCAUUAUAUCCAAUUAAAUAUGCGGCUGUUAUUGAGAUUUAAGUCUAAUGCCUCAGUACUACUCCUAAUCACCCUGCUCACAAUGCAUUCUUUAAGAAAUCUCCAGCACAUCAUUUAAAUGUGACAUUGAUCUGGAGUACUCGUAUGCCGAUGCAAACUUUUUAAUUCUAAAGAAAAGAUCAGUCAGUCAGUUAUCAGUCUUCUCAUCACUCAUCGAUCAUCUGUUGGAAUCUUUGAUAUUAUUUCAAUACAACGGUUGUAUUGCUUUUUUAAUUUUUAAUUUUUUUUUUAAUGUACAUUGUGUGAAGUGUUACAGUUUUUACUAAUUGUGCAUUCUGUAUGCACCAAUACCAUUUGCCCAGUGUUACAAUAGGUUGCCUCAGAUUUGAAGUAAUCCGUUUUCUCAGCAAAGCAACCCCUUGCUCACUAAAUAUCUCAGGACCCCACAACAUAUAGCUGACUGCUCCAAUUAUAAUGAGGAAACUGUCCCGCAAGUGCAGUGGUACCCCAAAUAUUAUCAAGUUGGUACCAAUGCACAACAACUGGAUGGGUAUUUUUUUAUCAAAAAAAAAAAAGUGUUUCUGUAUCUGUUUCUGUACUUUAAGAAGCUUGAUGAGGUAUUAAAUAUCCAAGAUAUCUAAGCUAAUAUAUUCUUGUUUAGUCACCACGUACUGGCCACUUUUUUUUUUAAAACUGCACUGGGGAAGAGUGAUGCUAGGGACAGGUUAAUGGUUACCAGAUAUAGUUGGAGGUUAGACAUGAGCUCUAUUGAGGCCGUGAUACAAAGUGAAUGUGAUACAAAGUGAAUCUAAACAAGAAGAAUACAUUUGUUAAGAUCACUGUGAUAUUUCUGACAGUACCAAGCUGCACUUCAAGACUGGGGCCAUAGUGAAUGUGGCAGCAGCCUUGGCACUCAUCAUUGUACAAUCCCAGGUUUGGUGAGUAGUGUAGCAUUGCUGGGGUGUAUCUCAUACACUGUUACAUUCAUAUUCUACUAUUAUUACUACAAACUCAUUAGAGAACCCAGCCAACUGAUUUCACCACAGAUCACUGUGAAGUGCCAUUGAUAUCAUAAACCUCACUGUUCAGAUGACGCCAUUUGUUACAUUGACCAAUUGAGCCAGUCCUUCUCUAGUGCUUGUGUAUGAACUCAUCUCCACGUCUUUGUAGGGCUUUGUCGAUAUAGAGUCUCGUCUGGGACAUUGUGAUGUACCACAAUGUUCUAGAAAUGUGUCCUUUUUUGUGCCAAAGUAGAUUUUAUGUGUUUUUAGUUAACUUGCAUUAUGAAAACAGAAUAUUUAACAAGAUAGUAUAUUUAAUUAUACUGACAAAAAUACUAAGUGGUUCAGAAAUCACUUAUGCAACAAUAAGUGGUUAAUCAGUGAAAUGAUCGGCUGCACUAGAAACUGGAGAUUCAUUGAACACUAAUUCAGUGCUUUGGUGUUUUAAUAAUGCGCAUGUCCUCAUAUGAGGCUGUAAAGAAAGUGAAAUACUUCACUAUGAUUGGGUGAUUUAUAAUUUUUUUUAUUUUUUUUUUUAAAUAAAUUUAGUCGUCGCCAAUUAUUUUUACCCCGGUUUUCACCCCAAUUUUAGCAUGCCCAAUUAUUAUCUGUAUCCCCGGCUCACCGCUCGCAACCCCCCCGCCGACUCAGGAAACGGAGGCUGAAACACGCGUCCUCCGAAACGUGCUCCUUCCAAGCCGUCAUUUUUCGCACUGCAGAUCCACAGCAAUGCUACCAGACCUAUAGUGCCGGAGGACAACACAGAUCUGGCGGCUCCGCUGCAGAGCCACAGGCGCCCUAUCGGCCACAGGGGUCGCUGAUGCGCGGUGAGCCGUGGAUUCCCCUGCCGACCUAAGCCCUCCCUACCCGGGCAGCGCUCAGCCAAUUGUGCGCCGCCCCCUAGGAACUCUCGGUCACGGUCAGCUGUGACAUAGCCUGGAUUCGAACCAGCGAUCUCCAGGCUAUAGGGCACAUCCUGCGAGGAGCGCCUUUACUGGAUGCGCCACUCGGGAGCCCCGAUUUAUAAUGUUUACAGAUGUCAUCCCGUGCAUACAAGUCUAACCUGUACAUACACACAACCUAUGCAUGUAUGCACAUACUUGAAUUAUUACCUGCAACACACGCCUCAAUCACCUUUGUCAUCCAUCCAUGCACUGAUGCGUCAAGCAGCAAGUGUGCUAAAAAAACUUGUAUCGUUUGUCUAUAUAUUUGUGUUUUGGGAACACGCGUUUCUGUCCGAGAGGGAGGUCUAUGUUAUCACCUGCAAUAUAUAACCAUGUCUUCAUCAUUAUCUUUUAUGCAAGUUUCCAAAACCAGUUUUUGAGAAGACUUUUACUAACUGCCAAGACAAUCGCCAGAACUACUACUCUGAAAACUCACAUCACCAGCAACAGAAUAAUGUUACUGCAGAACUACUGAUGACUCUGUGUUUGUAUGUUUGUUGGUUUUUUAACCUGAUUUGUUAACUUGAGAUCUUCAGGAGUUUAUCUUGGGUUUUUAAUCACUUUUAAGAUUAUUUGAUUAAUGGCACAGGGUAAUUAAAAUAGAUUUCUAGGAUCUUUAACCUUUAAUCUGACUGAAUGUAUUCAAAUUUCUCAUCAUAGUAUAUGCAGAGGCAACUGCCUUUACUGAAAUAGUUAACCAGUAUUUUAGUCCUUAAUUCUGAUAUAAUGAACUUCUUAUUUGACUUCAUGUUUUAAGAAUUGUUGUUCUACUUCACUUUAAUGAUUGAUUAAUGAAUCGUUCACCUGUACUGAUUAAUCGAUUAGGAAAAUGGCACAAUUAAAGCCCCUAGUUUUUUAAUUAGGUGUGCUUGUUGUAUUCGUUUUUUCUUACUUUGUAAGACCUGGAGCUGAAGGAAUUGAUUUAACCGGUUGUUUUGUUUCCAGCAGCAGGAUAGUGUAUCUAACUGGGGCUCUAAAUUCACUGCAUUUCCAUGUGAGAUAACAUCACAUUGCUCAUCUAAAGAUGUUCACAAAGCGCAGAGGUUAAGAUGGCAGUAUGUCAAAAACUGCAAACUAGAACAGAUUCAUGAAAAUCAAACUAUUUAAAGAUACUGCUAGACUAAACUGCAAAUGUCUACGGCAGACAACCAACACUGAAGAGCAGCAUCUCAUAACCCACUGUAAUCCCUGUAGAUCUGCAGGAGGAUUAGGAGUAGGAAAGCAUUUUCUUUCAUAAAUACACAGACCAAACCAUUAACUGUGAGAUGAGGGAUUAUUUUUGAACAGGAGCACUUUAAAAUGUUAUUGAUCAAAGCCUUAAUAUACAGUAUAUGAUUUCUAUUUUUUAAAUGUGCACCCUUUCCCACAUCCUCCUUUGACCCAGUAACCCCCGUUGCCAAAGCUGUUGUAAACUUAGCAGUUGGGUGAAAUCAUUAAAGUCAAACAUGCUCCCAAACGGCACUAUAUACUGUUGAAGACUAGACUGAUAUUUUACAAUCACUGUAAACAUGAAAUGUGAUGCUGCUAGAUUUGUGUAAUUCUUUGUCAGUUUGAAUAGUCUGUGGAUGUAUGUAACUUUUUUCUAUGAAAACAAUAAAUGUAUAAAAAAGAA
Acipenser ruthenus (sterlet) is the source of this 7369-nucleotide messenger RNA. RefSeq names its product monocarboxylate transporter 8. The transcript has 6 exons. The coding region runs from base 419 to 2161 and encodes 580 amino acids. NCBI's taxonomy places the organism in Eukaryota, Metazoa, Chordata, Actinopteri, Acipenseriformes, Acipenseridae. Gene Ontology annotation, biological process: transmembrane transport. The record is from RefSeq and is a predicted model, not a curated record. Gene Ontology annotation, molecular function: monocarboxylic acid transmembrane transporter activity; thyroid hormone transmembrane transporter activity.